Molecule: messenger RNA, 300 nt
Organism: Protopolystoma xenopodis
Lineage: Eukaryota; Metazoa; Platyhelminthes; Monogenea; Polystomatidea; Polystomatidae
Source: the annotation of a GenBank genome assembly
CCCGCGGAUGUUGAAAUGAUGCGCCUUUAUGAGGCUAUAGAUGAAUCUGAAGCCACCGUUUCCGACGUUCAGCAGACUUCAUCUGAAAAUGAUUUAGCUUCGAUCCUCUUAGGAGCGGAUACCGACGAAGCGGGGGAAUCACAGUCUGAUUUAGACAAGAACAUUAAUAAUACUGAUGAUGCAGCUUAUUGCCCCAAAGUGAUGAGUUCUCUCGGUGGAAUGAAGCGAGCGUUUGUCGCCCAUGUUCCUGUGUACACUCAACAGCAACCUCACUCACUUGCUCAACAAGUCUUUGCCUGA